This is a messenger RNA of Aspergillus puulaauensis, 1509 nucleotides long. Its product is annotated as mRNA-binding protein NAB2. NCBI's taxonomy places the organism in Eukaryota, Fungi, Ascomycota, Eurotiomycetes, Eurotiales, Aspergillaceae. Gene Ontology annotation, biological process: regulation of mRNA stability. Gene Ontology annotation, molecular function: poly(A) binding. The coding region runs from base 1 to 1509 and encodes 502 amino acids. Gene Ontology annotation, cellular component: nucleus; cytoplasm. The transcript is spliced from 2 exons. The record is from RefSeq and is a predicted model, not a curated record.
AUGGCUACUGUUGCGGUUGGCACUCCUUUAGCGGAGGCUCUGAGUAAUGCUAUUCAGCCAAAGCUGGUUGAGAUGGGGUGGAGCUCUGAUAGCAGCGAUUUGGCCUUGACAGAGUAUGUCAUCUUGAUGCUCGUCAACGGCAAAACCCAGGAUCAAAUUGCGAGUGAACUUUCCAACGAUCUUCUCGGACUCGGCGAAGGAGACACACAGGCGCUGGACUUCUCAAGGUGGCUCUUUGAACAGGUCGAGACUCUCAACCAGCAAAUCAAUGGCCAGACCGCGACGACGUCAGAUGAGAACCCUCAAGCAAUUCCCUCGUUUAACGACCAAGAGACCUCAACCCCUCAGGCGCAAGGGCCUGGAAAUGACUUUCAAUCCUCUGAUAUGAACAUGGGCGACGUAACGGGAGAUGGAAUACCGACCGGACCAAAAUCCAUGCGCAACGGUCGCCAAGGCAGUCAAGGUGGAAGAGGUCGGAUGCUGAACCAAAUCAACAGAAGUCUGGAGCGGGGGGAUUCUGGUUUGCAUCGAAUUCGCGACCAGACUGGUGGCGGCCGAAUAAACACCCACGCUCGCGGCGGGAUGAGAGGAGGACGUUUCAACCAGAAUGGCAACGGACGAACGUUUGGUGGACGACAAAUGGGCGCCUUGGGUAUGGGCAACAAUCCAAUGGCCGGUGGUGCGGGUAAUCUGAUGAACAUGAACCCGAACGACCAGAUGCACCUAAUGUCGCUUCUUGAAGAACAAGCCAGGAUGAUGUCGCAACUGAUGCCCGGCUUUGUUCCUCCGGCAAUCAACCCAGCCUUCCAGCAGACUGGCGGCCAACGCUCGUUGUCCGACCGAGUCGAACGCCCUAGGGGUCCCCGUCAACAAGGAGGCUUCGGAAACCGAACGGACUCGAAAAAUAUUGACACUGAUAUGGAUACAAGUCCCGAUCAGCAAACCCAAAAUGGUGGCCAGGAUGAAAACAACACUGACAAUGUUUGUCACUUCAACCUUCGUUGUACGCGGAAGGAUUGCCCCUUUGCGCAUCAAUCCCCCGCAGCCCCCGAAGGUACUCCGAUCGACAUUGCGGACCCAUGCUCUUAUGGUGCAGCAUGCAAGAACCGGAAAUGUACCGGACGGCAUCCCUCGCCAGCUGUGAAAUCGGCUCACCAGGCCGAAGAGUUUUGCCGAUUCUUCCCUAAUUGCACGAAUCCCCACUGCCAUUUCAAACACCCCUCUAUGCCGCUUUGCCGCAACGGCGCCAAUUGUACGGCCGCCGACUGCAAGUUCACGCACCUCCAGACUGCCUGCAAAUUCAACCCUUGUCUCAAUCCUACUUGUCCUUACAAGCACGCUGAAGGCCAACGAGGGUCGUUUCCCGAUAAAGUCUGGACCGCAGACUCCGCGCAGGGCAAAGCACGCGUCAGCGAGCGGAGGUUUGUUAAUGAUGAGGAGUCUCCCGAGGAGCUGAUCAAGCCGGAAUCUACUGCGGACGGCUCUUCACAGGAGAUCACGACCUCAUGA